UUUAGGUAUCUCAUCAUCCUCCAGUUUCUGCCUUCUAUGUCAGUAACAGGAAGGACGGAUUCUGUCUGAGUGGCAGCAUCCUGGCCAAAUCAAAGUUCUAUGGAAAUUCUCUGUCAGCUAUUUUGGAUGGAGAAGCAAGACUGACCUUCCUAAACCGAGGAGAAGAUUACAUCAUGAACAUGCCAUAUGCACACUGCAAAGGUAUCCUGUAUGGGACGAUGACGCUGGAGCUUGCAGGUCAGGUCACCAUCUCCUGUGAAAAAACAGGCUACAGUGCACAACUGGAGUUCAAACUGAAGCCGUUUCUUGGCAGUAGUGACAGUGUGAAUCAGAUCAGCGGGAAAAUUAAACUGGGGAAGGAAGUGCUGGCAACACUGGAGGGACACUGGGACAGUGAGAUCUUCAUGAAUGACAAAAAGUCAGCUGUGUUUGAGACGUUCUGGAACCCGACUCUGGAGCUCCGUCAGAGCCGCCUGACCCGCUGCACUGUCACUCCGGAGGAACAGGGGGACUUUGAGUCUGAGAGGCUGUGGCAGCAUGUGACUCGUGCUAUACUGAAUAAAGACCAGACGGAGGCAACCAAUGAAAAGUUUGUUUUAGAGGAAGCUCAGAGGAAGUGUGCACGAGAGAGGAAGCUGAAGAAUGAACAGUGGAAGCCGGUGCUAUUUGAACAGGAUCCCAGCGGUGGAGACUGGCACUACAGAUACGCAGACACUCGUCCAUGGGAUCCUCUGAAUGAUUUGGUGCAGUUUGAGAAAGAUGGCAGAGUUCAGACUAAAGUUCGUCACAGAACUCCUAUGGUACGUUCAGCCAGUGUAGUUAGUCUCAGUGCACAGGGCUGCCGGAGGGACAAUUACCUGAGCCAGGUAACUGGACCUAAGCGGAAACAUAAACAAAAUGAUAAACCCAAAAAUCCUGAGAGCGGCUGCUCAUCUCCAGAUCUGGAACAUUACGACUCUUCAGGCAGUGAGAGACAGAAGAGUAAACCAGGCAACCGUGGGAGGAAGAAAAUGUCAGAUCUGUGUGAGUUGCAGACUGCAGUGGAGUCCAUCAAACACACACAGGAUGACAUCUGCAGGAGUGUGAGCGCUCUGCGGAGUCGGGUGGAGGAUCAGAGCUUCUUUCUCACACAGAGAGAUUACAUCAUCAUUAUCUUCCUCAUCAGCCUGCAGCUCUGUCUCAGCCUCAUCCUCAAAUAGAGUGAUUUUUACACAAACCUCAAAUGUCCCUCUAAUUUCUCUAUCAGGUCCACAUUCCAUUCACAGUCAUUAGUGCAAUGAAGACAAGGGUCCACAUUUCAGAGCAGAGUGCUGAUUGGCCGGUUUAUACUGAGGUGAAAUGAAUGAUGGGAAAUGUAUUUCUCUGAGGUCCACUUCCGUACUCUCAGAUUUUUAGUCUUUUUUUAAUUUGUCUUUGUUUUUUGUUUUUUUUUACUUCUCUCUGUUCACACUGUGUGUGUGUGUGUGUGUGUGUGUGUGUGUGUGUGUGUGUGUGUGUGCUCAGAGUUGAGAUGGUCUAAUGUUUUUAAAAUGUCAGCGUGUUGUUUUUGACCAUUGACAGAAACACACAAUGUAUUUUUACAAAUUAACGUAAAUAAUGUGAUAAAUGUUCAUGUUAAUAUUUCAGUGAGUGGACUUUACAUUUCAUAUAAAGAUAAUAUUGAUAUAAAGAAAAUCUGUUUACACACAUGACAGUAGCUAUGUUAGCGUUUUAGCAUAAAGAUAACAGGAGUAUCUAGGGUUAGGGAGAAGGGUAUAGGGUUUAGUAUCAGCCCUGUCUUCAGACUUCCUGUUGUAGCAGAACUUCCUGUUGUAGCUCCGCCUCUUAUUUUUUAGGUUAGAUGUAAAUAUUUAAAGCCAAAUAGCCAAAUGAAUGAUAUUGUGUGUGUGUGUUCAAACACUUGAAUGUUACACACAUCGUUUUCACAUCCAGUUAAUGUGCCUUGAACGGCAGCGUUUCUUCAGAUGGUGGGGUUUCAGAUGAGGCAGCAACUGUUUAAUUUCCCUUCUCUGUAAUUUUGUUUUGUGUGUGUGUGUAUGUGUGUGUGUGUGUCUGCAUUUCACUUAAAUGUUUAUGUGAACGACUGAAUGACUUCCUGUAUGUUAAACAAACCUGAAUAAAGAUUAACAUAAACACGG
Messenger RNA from Tachysurus vachellii, 2138 nucleotides. Its product is annotated as oxysterol-binding protein-related protein 8-like. The transcript is spliced from 10 exons. NCBI's taxonomy places the organism in Eukaryota, Metazoa, Chordata, Actinopteri, Siluriformes, Bagridae. Gene Ontology annotation, cellular component: cytosol; intracellular membrane-bounded organelle; membrane. The record is from RefSeq and is a predicted model, not a curated record. Gene Ontology annotation, molecular function: cholesterol binding. Bases 174 to 1199 code for a protein of 341 amino acids.